GUGAUCUGUGGUCAAAACAAAGCAGCAGUGUUUUGUUUUUACGGUGCAAUUUCGUGAUUUCGCUGGUAAAAUGGAAAAUACCUACAAUCAGACAUGAGCUAAAAUAUUCCGCCUAAUUACAUGAGUUAUAAAAGUGUUUACAAUCAUGUCUCAAAUGGUUACAAAGUUGAUGAAUAUGAGCCCUCAGGUAAGGGCAACAUUUCUUGAAAUCAAGCCUGUAUGCGACCUGGUGUUCAAGGACCCUUCUCCUGUAAACCUAGCAAAAUUCAACACAAUGGUGGAUGAAGUCAGGAAGGAUGUAGUUCAAGAAUUUCAGCAAUACUUGAUGUUUCCUUUUACAAGCCACUUGCAAUCUCAUUAUAAUAAAAAGAAGUAUGACUUGCAACUGCGCUUGGUGGCGUCAAUGAAGGAGUUGUUCCAGAGGAUCAAAGUGGACAGCUACGAGAUGUGCUGGAAAGUGGAGAGUGUGCUGCUGAAAGUGAUCUUCGACAAGACCCAGCCUGGCAUGAUCGCUGAUAUACCAGAGGAGCUGAAACUAAGUGUUGUGCAGUGUCUCACAUUGCUGAUGCUCAACCUGGAUCAGGUCACAAGGAUCAAGAUGCUGGAGGGCCAAGUUCCCAUGCUGGCUCAGACUAUUUUUGUGUCGGUUCAUCUGGCCAAGCUUGAGAAACAUAGAGCUUUAAGAUUGGCAGCAUUGAACUGUCUAGGCGCGCAUACAAUGACACAUCCACAACUCACUGACAAAAAUGAUCACAUAACUGAUCCCUUACUAGAGAUAGCAGUGGUUAACAUGAUGGCUUGCAUUCUGCCCGGUGUACUGGCUGCCCUGCAGGAUGUAGCAACAUGCCCGGACAACCCGGGACAUGCCAUUGUUGUGGCAGCCCUAAGCGCCACGCAUCGUGUGCUCUGCAUAACAAUGCACAACAAACACUUCUACAAAAAGGACAGCGUCACCGCAGAGGACUUCCUACAUUUGUUCGCGGAAAAGGUCAAUGCGGACAAAGAUGUAAGCGCAAAGGAAGUUAUACGAGAUGCAAAGUUAAACUCGAUCCUAGCCGCACGAGAUUGUCGCGCGUUGGCCGAAUACUUGUACACUGAGAGAAAGUAUACUCAAGACACCACCUUGAUGUGUAUGAACACACUGUUUAAAGGACGAGGUUUUAGCUCCAAAAGCAGUAAAGGAAGACGUUAUUUUAAAGACCUAGUGCGUAAAAUUAAGGAAGACUCUGAGUUUAUUGUGACAGUGACAAAACCAAAAGACAUUCCUAAGCGCACACCGGAAUGGUACGCCAUGGCGAGCGAGAAACUGGCAUACGUUGUGAAGAACUUAGUGCCUCUAGUCACACAUGAGCACUUUAAAGUACGGAAGGAGCUCGCCGUGCUUUGCUAUAGGAUACUGUCAGAGUGUAGUGCUACAAUGCAGCCGUCCCUAGCAAUGGCUCUAGACGUCCUUAUCACGUUAUCGAUGGACCCGUACAAGGAAGUAUCGGAGUAUUGCGUGAGAGCCGUCGACUCGCACUUCGCCCGCGCGAAUACACAGCUGCGGGUAGAAGCCGUGGACAGCUUGUGUGAAAACUUCUUCACCACGCUCAACUGCCUGCCGCGGAUACUGAAUAACAUUGAUUCAAGUCGGAAAUUAUCAACAUUAGGCCUUUUAUAUGGAUACUUGAAAAUCCUGUGCGACGACGGUCGUCCGCAACGCCUGACCGGCGCGCUCAGUGCGAGCGACGGCUUCGACAGACUCUGUGACGCUUUACUGGCGGCCGCGGACUUGCACACAGACCUGGCUUUGCUUACACGACACGCUGGUAGAGAUGUGACGUCACCACCCUCAACCGACACGCCCUGGUGUCGCCUGAGACAUCUGGACUGCAAAGAGUCGGAGCGGAGGCUGCAGCAGGUUUGCCAAAUGCUUGGCGAAGCUGAGUGCGCCGAACUAUUCCUUGACCGCCUGUUGGAGCUGUUCCACGAGAGGAGGAGCUGUGAACUAGUGUAUAUUAUGAACUGGGUUGGUUCAGCACCAAACUCGUCACCUAGCUUGGCAAAGCGAAUAAUAAGCACGUACAUAGCGGAAGAUAUUUGGUAUUUGCCUCUUGAAGUAAGUAAAGGGGAAGCGCCCGUCACUAAGGAGGAGACCCUGGACACCUCGGUUUAUAACCCUCGUUCCUGGACCAAGGACAGUGUACCAGGACUCUACGAAGGAGCAACUGAAACGCGAUACACAGACAUAAGUUACGCCCAACCGCGCACUAGAUAUGUUGAGCCCAAUUCAUGCAAGUCCAUAGCUGAAGCGCAGAGAAACAUGGCCUUUAGCUGCCUCGUCACUGAAGGCCUCGGCAUGAUGGCGAGGCGACUCAACAAGGACUACCAGCCUUACUUGCUAAACACUUUGUGCCUCAUAUUGGAACGAGUGGGUAGUCAAUACGAGAAUCUUCAUCUAUCCGGCCUAAAAGCUAUCAACGAUGUAGCGUGUGCGUUCGACCACACGAACGUCACAGAAUUGAUAGCAGAAAACGCCGAUUACUUCACUAGUCAGAUCACUUCGCGGUUAAAAAAGGCGUGGAACACUCAGUCGGCGCUGCAAAUAUUAUCAGUUGUAAUGGAGUACAGUGACUCCAGCAUACUGGACUAUAUGUAUGGAAUAGUUGAAGAUGUGUUAGUCCAAUGCUGUGACAAAUACUACGAGAGGCAUCUAUACGCGUACCUACAAGUGUUCCUGACAUUCGUCACUUGUAUACGGAGAUGGUUCUUACUCGACCAAAGCAAAGCUGCCACGGAGGACCCAGCUCAAGAGAUUGAUAUCAUGCAGGAUGUCAUUGAGUUCGCUAACAACAAACAGGAAGCUGCAAGGUUGUUAAGUACAGAAGAGUUUGAGAAAGAGAGUGAAAUGACAGUAGAGGAGAUGUAUAAAGAGGAUACGAAAAAGAGAGAAGAAGACGUCUUGGAUUACGACGAUAUGGUAGCGGAGGAAUCCCCGCCUCCACCACAACACAUAAAAGUAACAAUAACUAUACUCAAACGCUGCAUAAAUUUUAUACCAUCGAAUCGAGACGAAUCCUUACUAGCCUUGCGAAUCCUAACCCUCGGGCUACCUUUACUGAAAGAGUAUGAGAAUGAAUUAUUGCCACUGGUGCAUUUGACCUGGUCUCCCUUAGUAGGAAGGUUUGAGACGACGGAGCCAGCAGUACUUAGAUGCGCUUUUGAUCUGUUUGUGGUUUUGGCAGAGCUUUCCAAGGAUUUCUUGAGGAGUCGGGCUGUUAGAGACGUCCUACAACAAAUGUACAAAUUCCUGAAGCGGUCAGCUCAAGAGAGCCAUCUCAAGGACACUGGCUCAGCCUACCGUCUCUCCCACACAUACAAUCUACAGCUCGCGGUACUGACGGCGCUGCCCGGCCUCGUCACCGACCUGAACUUGGACGAGGACAAACUGACUGAGGCCAUGACGUGUGUGCAGGUGUACCUCUCCAACAAACAGCCCAAACCCUUGCAGAUGCUGGCGGUGAAAUUCUUCAAGGACGUCCUGUCAUUCAACUACGGCUGCGCGUGGUACCACCUGCGCCUGCUGUGCGCGAACGCGGAGGUGCUGCACGCGCCGCGCGCCGCCCACGCGCAACUCGCGCCCGUGCUGGGCACGCCGUACGAGACCCGCGACCAGGACUACGACGCCAAUGUCAAGCUUAUAUUCUAUGUGCAUCAAUAA
Molecule: messenger RNA, 3700 nt
Organism: Maniola jurtina (meadow brown)
Lineage: Eukaryota; Metazoa; Arthropoda; Insecta; Lepidoptera; Nymphalidae
Gene: Tti1
Product: TELO2-interacting protein 1 homolog
Exons: 20
Coding region: 146-3700 (1184 amino acids)
Biological process (GO): chromatin remodeling
Cellular component (GO): cytoplasm
Source: RefSeq, a predicted model, not a curated record